Molecule: messenger RNA, 771 nt
Organism: Triticum urartu
Lineage: Eukaryota; Viridiplantae; Streptophyta; Magnoliopsida; Poales; Poaceae
Source: RefSeq, a predicted model, not a curated record
AUGGCGGCCGUCGCCCUGCUGCGCUCGUCCACCAGCAAGCAAACAGGUCGCCAUGACAUGCCAUCCAGCAACGCCGCGCUCGUCGCCGCCGUGCUGUCCACUCCAGCCCACCAGCUUGGAGUACCUCUCGACGAUCGCGUACCUGGCCGGGACACUCCAUCGAUCGCGCCAACGAAAUAUCCAUCCAUUCCUUCAUCGGUUCCUUCAUCGGUCAAGGCGGCCAUCGGCAUUGCCCAGGGUAACCAGAUUACAGACUUGAUGUCGGCGGGCUGGACGGAUGAGAGGCACGGGACUUAUAUAAGGUCCUUGGAAGCUUCUUUCGUUGAUCAACUCCACAACCACGCGCACGCUGCCAAAAACAAAGAUUCGGGUACCAAUGGGUUCAAGGUUCUCCAAGGUGGAGUGUGGAGGAAAGUCGAGUUUAAGAGGAGGACCAAUGCUUGUGCUCAAGUCCGGCCCGAACAGCGCCUGCCUGAAAGCCCCUGGAUUCAGCAUUUCAUACCGGCCGGUGGCUGCAGCAGCAGUGCAGGCGGUGAUAGGGCAGAAACUUCAGUAAGUGAUCGGGAAUCGGGUAUCCGUACUAUCCCUGGGAGCACCCCGUUGUGCCAUGGAAGGGAAUUGGGAGCUUGCAAGGGAGAAGACCUUCUCGAUGAAUCUGCUGAGAUCUAUGAUCGGAACUUUGCUGACGACGAGGCACAAGUUGACGCAGAAUCAAGGAAAUUAAGCACGUACCGCGCCCGAAUGAUUAAGCGAAUUUACAGGAUUAGUUAA